Molecule: messenger RNA, 2761 nt
Organism: Rotaria sp. Silwood2
Lineage: Eukaryota; Metazoa; Rotifera; Eurotatoria; Philodinida; Philodinidae
Source: the annotation of a GenBank genome assembly
AUGAUGAAGUUCUAUGUUAUUGUGGUUAUUAUUAUUCUCUUUGUUGAAGUGGAAGCAAGUCAAUUGCGAAGUUUCAACAAUCCGCUCAACGGUAAAAGCAUUGAUAUUUUCUUUGUCGUUGAUGAAUCAAAUUCAAAAAUCACUAACAUCAACUUCGAACGACUAAAAACAGCUCUUAAAAGCAUAGCCACAGAGUUAAAUCCAGUUGGUGGAAGUCCUUGCUUUGGUGUCUAUUUUUUUGGAGCAACAUCAUCAGUUCGUAGCAUUGCUCCAUUUCCGACCUGCAGUAUCACUUUGUUAAAUACAUAUCUCGGCCAAAUACAGCGUGCUAUGGCUCAACCAAAUCCAUCGAGUUUGGUCUCGGCUUUGACUUCGAUUGAAUCGAGUUGUUCUAUAAGCUGUCGGUCGAAUGCACCACGAGUAACUAUUGUGUUUUCUCAUGAUCCAGCACCAUCAGCUGAACUUGCAAUUCGCCAAUUAGAAAAUAACAGUGGCAUGACCAUGAUGGUUGUUGGUAUUGGAUCUAAAGCAACUGAGACUAUUGUGGAGCAGUUGGCCUCCUAUCCUCCACAAUAUUAUGCAAUUCAUGUUGCAUCUGAGCUGGAACUUAUAUCCACUGCUCAACCGAUUGCUUCAUUUGCUUCUAAUGUGCCACGUCUGCUUGGUAUCAACCAACCACUGCAUACGCCAAGUACUUCGUCUGCUGCCUAUUAUACUGUACAACUCAAUUUGUUGCCAUACACAAAAAUGAACAACAAAAUUAUCAUGUUCGCAUCGAAUUGUCCAUCUUGUAAAGUGUUCGGUUCAUUAACAGAACCUAAUCCUGUUAGUGACAAUACUAAUCAAAAUGCGAAUAUGCGUCCCUUCUUUGCUUAUUCUGGUUAUCCAAAUAGCAAAUAUUAUUUCCGUGUACCACAAAAUGCCAGUCGACUCUUUGUAAGUGUUCUUUCCAAUGGUAUGUCCGGUGUCUAUUUCGUUUUUGAUGUGUUCGACUUGCCGGCAUUGAUGACCAUGUAAACAAAGAAGCUUCGAAAAACAAAUCAUUAUAAUUGACCGCAUGAAAUGAUUUUCAAACAUGCACAAAUUCUCAUUUACGAUUAAUGACCUCAAUAAAACAACUUUUUCUGAAGUUUCAAUUUCUUUCUAUUUUGGGUGUGGGUGGGUGUAGGAGUGUGAGCGUGGGUGUGGGUGGGUGUGGGGGUGUGGGUGUGGGUUUAGGUAUGAGUAGGGAUAUUUUGUCUUCAACACCCACCCACACCCCACACCCAUCCUUAUUCUGCAUUUACUCUACAGUCUCUAACUUCACUUACAACAUUCUGUUAAUCUUAAUUCUUUCGACUUUAGCAGAUUGUACGGAAAAAAGCUAUUUAACUCAGAAACCACUGUGAAUAAACAGGAAUCGCUCAAUGUUGCGUACCUCAGACUUAGUGCCACUGGCGUGUAAACACUGUUUAUCAUACUGGGACUUAUUGGAAAACCCACCCCAUUAGGCCACACUGCAAUCUACACCUACAACGAUACCGAAAAGGGUACCGAAACUAAACAGUAAUCCAAGAUUACAUACGCGCAGAAGAACUUUCCGAAUUUCGAGUUCUCCUUACUUUCAAAUGAGUUUUUCUCCAAAGAAUUGGUUUUUUUCCUUAGAGAAUAAUUUAGAGAGAGAAGAAUACUUUUUUCAUAUAAAUAAUUAUUUGAAUUUUUGAGAACUUGACUUCAGAUUUGGAUUCUCCAAUCUCGACUUGCUUUCAUCAACCUUUAUAAGAUAUCGUUAUUUUCUCAAAAACCCUUUCGUUGACCCUAAAAACUCAGUUCAAAAUUUCGAAAAACUGACCUGAGAUUUGGAUUCUCCGACUUCGAUUUACUUUCGUGAACAUCUAUCAAAAAUUAGUCGUAGAUGGUUUUUUGAUCUCGAUGUUCUUUUGACCCCAACAAACAGACAAACGCAUUAUGAGUUUUUUUUAUAUGACUCUCCCUUCAGUCGACGGAAUUACAUUUUGAAUCGGUGGAUUUUUAUCAAUAAAAAUUCCGACGUAAUAUUUCUAAAAAACAACGGCCACGUAGACAUUCACAAUCAUCGAGAAAUAUUUUAUGUAUUUUCAUAGAUAUUAUUUCGCUUUUCAAUAGUUGUUAUUUCUCUUUUAAAUCGAUAAAUUGUUCUUUAUGAAAAUAUACAGGUAAUACUUCCAACCAAGAAUAUACAAGUAAGAAUUCAUUGACUGAAAAAUAUUUUAUGUAUUUUUCAUCGAUAUUAUUUUGUUUUUCACGAGUUGUCGUUUAUAUUUUAAGCCGAUGAAUCACAGUUUAUCGAAACACACAGGUAACAUUUCGAACCAACAAACAUGUCAAACCGUUGAAGAAAAUUUUCUAAAAGUCUAAUACGUAAGAUUGGUAUUGUGAGAAAGAUCGCAAAAAACUAAGUAUUACCCUAGAAUAAGAGCGCGGAGUAUAGUCUAGUUCCAAGCAAAACUUUUUCAAACAAAAUUCUCAGCAACAGCUUUUUUGUUCCUUAUUUAGUUUCUUCUUUCGUUCUGUGGUUCGCGAUGACAUAUAUAUAUAUAUGUUUAGGACAGAACGAAAAGAAAAGCUUUGUAUACAUAUAUUGAGAAGAGUGCAUGAUAUUCUUGACGAUGGUAAUUCAUAACUGCAAAAUUAUUAAAAGAUUUGAUUAUAUAAUUAAAAUGUUAUAAAUUCUGCAUAUUAAAAUUAGUAUUGAAAUUUAACAAUUUAUUAGGUGACUAAAAUAUUUUCUGUUAUCUGAAAC